UUUUUUUAUUGUAGUUCCGCGUAGAAGAAUAGAAUGAAAAUGAGAGUAGUGCGGUUUGCCGGCCAGAUCUGUUGAAGUUGGUGCUGUAACCUUAUGCAAAUGCAAUUACAAUUGCUAUGCUUCUCAUCUAUCUCUUAAUUUAGAUUCAGAUCUCUUAACUUCCUUCAUUGUUCAAUGAAGUUAUGAAUGCCAUCUAAUAAAAGAAGGCACAAUAAGAAGUAAUGUCAAAGAGACAAGCAAGUACCGCCAGACGUGGUGAUGGGGUUUUUCCCUUUUCUGGAGUCUUCAAUUCCAAAUCCAAAACUUCCCCACUGUCCGUAUCUCUCGUCCUCUUGGGAGCUAUCCUUCUCAUAAUUUAUGCUUUUGGUGGGUCAGGUCUAUCAGGAGGAAGAAAGAAUGUGGUUAGCAGGAUAGAAGCAUUGUUUUCUCUUGCAGGUGAUUUUUCAUGCACUUUUGAAGUUCCAAGUGCAAUUCCUGUUUUGAAGGAUGCAUAUGGUGGCAGCCUGAAAAAUGUUUUGCAUGUAGGCCCUGAGAGUUGUUCAGUGGUCUCCAAAUUGUUAAGUGAAGGGGAAACUGAAGCAUGGGGUUUGGAGCCAUAUGAAAUUGAGGAUGUUGAUAGACACUGCAAGGCUCUAGUGCAUAAAGGCAUUGUACGUGUUGCAGAUAUAAAAUUCCCUUUACCAUAUAGGCCAAAUUCUUUUUCUCAUGUUAUAGUGUCAGAUGCUUUCGAUUACCUAUCUCCGAAAUACAUGAACAAAACUCUUCCUGAGCUAGCGAGGGUAUCUGCUGAUGGCAUUAUUAUUUUCACAGGUUCCCCAGGUCAGCGGAGAGCUAAAAUAGCACAAUUUUCCAAAUUUGGCCGCCCAGCUAAAAUGCGGUCUCCAUCUUGGUGGAAACAAUUUUUCACUGAUUCAAGCAUAAAACAAAAUGAAUCUGCCUCAAAGAAGUUCGAGCAAGCUGCAUCAAAGAUGUCCUUCAAGCCAACCUGCCAAGUUUUCCACCUCAGUUCAUACCGUUGAUAAUUUGGUAUCUUAAAGUUAGAUCAAUAGAUAUAUAUUCAUCGUAUCCCGCGUUUUGUAAUUUUGUAUUCCUAUAAACAUGUGAGUAUAAUGUCAUCAAUCAGGCAAUUUUGUUUUACCAGACACAGAUAUGUCUGCAUACUAAAAGAUUACACAAAAUUAGAUCAAUAGAUGAAUAUUCCUAUAUGAAUAUUCUUGGGUGACUUAAA
Molecule: messenger RNA, 1228 nt
Organism: Vigna angularis (adzuki bean)
Lineage: Eukaryota; Viridiplantae; Streptophyta; Magnoliopsida; Fabales; Fabaceae
Product: probable pectin methylesterase CGR3
Exons: 7
Coding region: 222-1019 (265 amino acids)
Biological process (GO): pectin metabolic process
Molecular function (GO): methyltransferase activity
Source: RefSeq, a predicted model, not a curated record